Penicillium taxi is the source of this 2211-nucleotide messenger RNA. RefSeq names its product grainyhead-like protein. Gene Ontology annotation, biological process: regulation of transcription by RNA polymerase II. The coding region runs from base 1 to 2211 and encodes 736 amino acids. Gene Ontology annotation, cellular component: nucleus. The transcript is spliced from 4 exons. NCBI's taxonomy places the organism in Eukaryota, Fungi, Ascomycota, Eurotiomycetes, Eurotiales, Aspergillaceae. Gene Ontology annotation, molecular function: RNA polymerase II cis-regulatory region sequence-specific DNA binding; DNA-binding transcription activator activity, RNA polymerase II-specific. The record is from RefSeq and is a predicted model, not a curated record.
AUGUUCCGCAACCGAAACAACGCUCAGAAGCCUGAUGAUGACUUCAUCAGUCGCUUCCAGCAAACUUUCUCAGACGUCGUUCCUCGCCGAGACAGCGACGGCAGUCAAGAAGGCGAUCCCAUGAUGUCGGGAAGGUACAAGAAUAGCACUCCAGGCUUCUGGGGAUUCCAAACUGACACGCCCAAUCAUGGAAAUAGACCAAUGAGCAAUGAUCAGAAAAUGCAGGAGGAGGCCAGCGUCAAAUUCUCCAACCAACGGACACCGCGUAAUCUACAAGACCUCAACUUCUCGCCAUCGUGGAUAGAUCACAAUCCAAUGCAUAUGAUGUCUAUUGCCAAUCAGCCUACUGGAUUCUACACACCCAACUCCACCGGCCUUGGUACAAUCUUCCAUAACCAAGCAGGUGACCUGCAUACGCCAACGAUGGGAUUGAACAUGAUGACUCCACUCUCCCUCUCAAACACGAUACAAGGCCCUCAACAUCACGAAAUGGACCACCACUUCAAUCAUCAGUACCUUUCACAGCAGAUGCCCGAUAUGAAUUCUUAUAUCCAGCAACCAGCUUCAUUUGCGCCUAGUGCUUUCAUGCAUCGCGAUUCCUACGACCCUAUGGACGAAUCUGGAGAUGGUCUAUCAGUCGAUGGGAACGGGAUUCCAAUGGACCAAGUUUCAAAUGUAACAACUUCUGAUUACUCGAACCCGAGUACGGCUGUGACCUACUCUGUAGGUGAAAACUUCCGUUAUAAUGUUACCCUGCGUGCUCCAACCGCAAUGGUCAAAUCUAAAAAGGAGAUCCCAAUCUCAUAUCUUAACAAAGGCCAAGCAUAUAACUUGACGGUCUUGGACUCUACUCCCCCAAAUACUUCGGAACAGCUUCGAUACAGAACUUUUGUUCGUGUCUCAUUCGAAGACGAAGAACAGAGGUCGAGACCGGCUGCCUGUUGGCAGUUAUGGAAAGAAGGUCGUGGAACGAGCGAGGCGCACCAGCGUGGGGGAAAGCUUUUGGCUGUUGAAUACGUGGACCCAUUGCAAAGCAAUGGUGAUGACCAUAAAAAUCGUCAAAUCCAGAUUGAACAGAUGUCCUUCGACGGAUUCUGCAUCACAUGGACUGCCAGCCCAACUGGUGGAGUCUCUGAUUGCACCAUCCCCGUGCGAUUCAACUUCCUAUCUACCGAUUUUAGCCACUCAAAGGGCGUGAAGGGUAUUCCAGUCCGACUGUGCGCAAAGACCGAACUCUUGUCAUCGAUUGAUUCUGGCGCUUCGCGACAGCACGAAGUCUGCUAUUGCAAGGUCAAGCUGUUCCGAGACCAUGGCGCAGAACGGAAGCUGUCCAAUGACGUUGCACACGUGAAGAAGUCAAUCGAUAAGUUAAAGCAGCAAAUCGCACAGGCGGAGAUGGGCGGUGGUUUCGGCAAACGUAAGCGUGGUAACAAUGUUACCGGCGUGAAGUCGGAAAAGUCUAUAAAACACAAGCGCACUUGGUCUGUAAGCUCACAAGAGGCUCUCUCUGAUAAAAUGUCAGUAGAGGAUGAUCUUCAGGCGAAGCUAGUCAUGAUGCAGGAUAUGUUUUCGUCAACUCGCUCUAUGAGCUCCCUUGCUUUACGUGGUGAUCCUCAAGAUGACCCGGAUAUGUAUCCUAUUCAACUACCAACCGAGGGCGAAUUCGUCAAGGUUGAACCCCUCCGUCGUCAGAGUACGGGUCUCUCAUCUGCGUCUUUGAUUCCUUCUCCGACCAGCAGUCAUGUUUCUUUGAACAACUCACCGCAUAUGCACGCGGGUCAUUUUGGUAUGAGAGAAAAACAAUCCACGGUUAUACCGAGAGAAAACAUAUCAACGGGCUACAUUGAAGCUGUGGACAUCGACCCAACCUACCGUCCUCCUGCGGAGCGACCCCCCAAACCAAUCGCAUGCUUCUAUGUUCGAUUCUCCGGAAACGAACAACACCCACAAGAGUACUACCGGGCCAUCUACCUUACCGAACGAACUGUCCGGGAUCUGAUGACAAAAAUCUCCGAGAAGCACCAAAUUAACCCGGACCGCAUCGUCCGCAUUCUCCAUGUCAACCAAGCUGGCUUGCGAAUCAUGGUAGACGACGAUGUCGUUCGCGAACUUCCAGAGGGCCAAGACAUGAUUGUUGACAUUCAAGAAUCUCCUCUGAUGAGCAGCAGCAACGUACCUGGUUCUCCAGUCGAGAUCAAGUUGACAUACUGA